This is a messenger RNA of Grus americana (Whooping crane), 5549 nucleotides long. It is a transcript of the gene CARMIL2, whose product is annotated as capping protein regulator and myosin 1 linker 2. Gene Ontology annotation, molecular function: protein binding. Gene Ontology annotation, cellular component: plasma membrane; lamellipodium. Gene Ontology annotation, biological process: cell migration; regulation of Arp2/3 complex-mediated actin nucleation. The transcript has 40 exons. The coding region runs from base 151 to 4770 and encodes 1539 amino acids. The record is from RefSeq and is a predicted model, not a curated record. Lineage: Eukaryota; Metazoa; Chordata; Aves; Gruiformes; Gruidae.
UUGACAGCUGGAGCUGUGGGGACAUGCUGCUUCUCCUGCCUGGGAGGCACCGGUGGGGUGUCCUGCUCACCUAGGGUGCCUUUCCCGCGGUGCCCAGGGAUGCUGUCCUGACACCCGCAUCCCCGGGCGGGUCACCCCGUGGUCCAAACCAUGGCUGCGUCCCCCGGAGGGAUCUCUGCUGAGCUGCAAGAGGGCAUCACCGCCUUCCUGGGGACGAAGAAGGUCCUCCUGGUGAUGAGCGUGCAGCUGCAGGUGAAAUCCAAGUACGACGACUACAUCUUGGUGCUGGCGCCCUGGAGAGCCUACGUGCUGCCCGUGAUCCUGCCGGUGAGGGUUCACAGCAGCUUCAGCUUCCUGGAGGUGAGGGAGAUGACGGUGCGAGAGCCCAGCUUGGUUGUCAUAGAAACGGAUGCAGCGUCUUACGCCUUCCAGUUCAUGUCCUUUGAUGAUUUGGAGCAAGUUGUCGUCCAUGUCACCAUGUCACUUAAGAAGGUCUUUCCAGACUCAUCCCCUGGGACGCUGCUCAAAAACUCCCCCCCCAACCUGUACGAGAGGAUCCGGCAGAUCACGGACUCGCUGGAGGAAAUGGUGCAGAGCAGUCCCGGGCCCUGCGGGGGGUUUUCGGAGACCUACGCCGCUUUAUGUGAUUACAAUGGCUUUGCCUUCCGCGAGGAGAUCCAGUGGGAUGUGGACAACAUCUACCACAGCCAGGACUGCCGGGAGUUCAACCUGCUGGACUUCAGCCACCUGGAGAGCCGGGACGUGGCGCUGAGCAUCGCUGCCUUGUCCUUCAACCUGUGGUUCACCAAGCUCUCCUGCAAGGACUUCAGGCUGAACCAGGAGAUUUCGGAGCAGCUGCUCUACAUGCUCAGCAAAUCGGUGACGCUGGAGGAGCUGGUGCUGGAAAACAGCGGGUUGAAAGCAGACUUUGCACAGAGGAUGGCCCAGGCGCUCAGCAACCAUCCUGACUCUGUCCUGUACGCCAUCAACCUUGCUGGCAACCAGCUGGAAGACAGAGGUACCCAACUUCUAGGCCAGGAUGAGUUUUCACCCAUGAAAACUGAUGUUCAACUCUGGAUCCCACCAUCAGCUGCUGUAGCUCAGGGUGGGACGGACACCCGCCUGCGCUGGCACGGCCGCUUAGGGCUCUCUGUUCUUCCGUCAGGGAUCAUUGCCUUCAGCCGGCACGUGGAGAAGAGUCCCAAGGGUCUGCAGAGCCUCAGCUUGGCCAGGACGAUGCUCACGGCCAAAGGGAUGAGCACCUUAUGCAAAGCCCUCGCAGAUAACAAAGCCACCGGAUCCUUCCUCCGGCACUUGGACCUCUCUGGAAACCCUGGCACCCUGGCUGGGGAUGACAUCAGCAACCUGCAGAGUCUCCUCCGCCAGUGCCACUCGCUCUCCUACCUCAGCCUGGCCGGCACGGACUGCCCUUUGGAUGCUCUCUUUGGAGCCCUGGUCCAUGGAUGCCACACCAGCCUGGUCCAUCUGGAUCUCUCCAAAAACGUGUACUCCCACAAGAGGGUGAAAACCAUCUCCCCUGACAUCAAGGAGUUUUUCAGCCAGGCCUGUGCCCUCAGGCACGUCUCCCUGGCGGGUACCAAGCUGCCCGCAGACGCUGUAAGGGCAUUGCUGCAAGGGCUGGCAGACAACAGUCACAUCAGCGACCUGCGCCUGGACCUUAGUAACUGCGAGCUGAGAUCAGCGGGGGCCCAGGUCAUCCAGGAUCUCAUCCCCGACGCCAGCUCCAUCAGCGACCUGGACUUGUCUGACAACGGCUUUGACCCCGAUAUGGUGACGCUGGUGCUCUCCAUCGGCAGAAGCAAGUCCAUUAGGCACGUCUCUCUGGGGAAAAACUUCAACAUCAAAUCCAAGGAGGGGCUGCUGGAUGUCCUGCACCGCAUUGUCCAGCUCACCCAGGAAGAUGACUGUCCUCUCCAGUCCUUGUCGGUGGCUGAAUCGCGCCUCAAGCUGGGAACCAACGUCCUGCUGAGCGCCCUGGGCAGUAACACCAGUCUCAUCGCUCUGGACAUCAGCGGCAAUGCCAUGGGGGACACGGGGGCCAAGAUGCUAGCCAAAGCCCUGCAGAUCAACACAAAGCUCAGGACCGUGGUUUGGGACAGGAACAACACAACCGCCCACGGGCUCCUAGAGGUGGCUCAAGCUUUGGAGAGGAAUUACACCCUCAAGACGAUGCCCUUGCCGAUGAGCGACGUGGCGCAGGCGUACCGCAGCAACCCUGAGAAAACGGAGGAGGCGGUGCAUAAGCUCCAGUCCUGCCUGACGAGGAACCAGCUGCGGCGCACGCUGCCCGCACAGACCUUCCGGCUGCAGCAGGGCAUCCUCACCACCUCUUCUGAACAGAUGGUGAAUGAGAUCUGCCUGAGCGUGCAGAAGCACGUCGACAUCCUCAGCGCCUGCCCGGGCAGGGAGGCGGAGGCGGACAUCCUCUGCGCAGAGGAGGCCAUCAGGAACGCCAACCUCUCCAUCAGCAUCCUGCCCCUCUUGUAUGAAGCAGGGAACACCCCGUACCAGAACGGCAAGCUGCAGCACAAGCUGGAGUGUCUCACGGAGGAAGCCUCGCAGACCUGCGGCCGGGAAAUCCAGGCGAUCAUGCAGGCAGCGCUGGACACGGCGCACAGCCUUUGCCCGGCCGUGGUGCAGAAGAGCGGGGUCAGGGACCAGCUGGUCAACGCCAUGUCGGAGCGGAUCUACCUCCAGGAGCACCUCAAUCUCAGCGCUGUCCUGGACCAGAUGGUCACCGAUGUCUUCAGCAAGCUGAAUGAAAUCAAGCUGUCCGUCACCGCCGCCGUGGCCGACUGCAUCGUGGACGCCGUGCUGGGAGACCUGACCGUCGCCCAGUGCAAGCUGGCAGAGAGCCUCCCCAAGCAGGGACUCGACCUCCCGGCACUGCUGCUAGAGCCGGCUGAGGACGAUGCCGCCACGCCGGCGAGGGGCAAGAAUCCUCUGGACCUCACUGCAGAGGAGUACAAGAUGGCCCUGCGGAGGAAAAACAAGCAUUUCAGGAGCAUUCGGCCCACGCCAACCGUGAGAAGUGUCUCGGAGCUGGAGCCGGCGGCGGGUAGGGACGCCAGCGGGCUCCGAGCUCACCGGGCGCCGCCGUCACUCAGCCCCGCCGCGCCGCCGGCACGCCCUGCCUCCACAAAGGAUGCUGAGCCUGCGAGCGGCUCGCUCCCCUCCACGCAGCCUGCCACCGCCGCCACCGCCGGAUCCCUUAUGGACCUGCCGACCGCCGGCGAGAAGCUGGAGCAUUGCACCAAAGCCAGGCCCCGGCCCAACCGCCGGCACAAGCAACCGCCCAGCAAACCGAAUGUGCAGCCCGUGGCCUGCGAGAACAGCGAGGACAGGAGCAUCACCCGCGUGGACGAGGGGCUGGAGGACUUCUUUGCCAAGAGGCUCAUCACAGAGGAGCUGCCCCCCACGGCUCCGGAGACCUGCCCGGGAUCGGCCCCUCUGGCCGCCUCCAGCUCCCGCACCCUCAAGAAGAAAAUCGGGAAUUUUUUUGCCUUCAAGAAACCCAAAUCCAGCAGGGGCUCGAGGUGUGAGAAGGAGCCCGAGGGUGGCCCUGCCGCCCCCAGGAGCAGGCGCUCGAUGCUCAGUGACAUUUUACGAGCCCCCAGCAAGGCGGGCGAGACGAGCAAGCCGCUGAGUAAAUCCGAAGAGGGGGGGCUCGCUGCCGAGCCCCGGGCAGAGCCCGAGCACUGCCAGACCCCCGACUCCGCGCGCAGGAUCAGGCCCAAGUACUCGCGGGAGGGCAAGUCCCAGUCGCUCAUAUUGCUGUCCGGGGAGGAUGAGGAUGCGCUGGGGGUCAGGCAUGACAAGAAGAGGCACCUGGAGAAGAGCGAGGGGGAGCUGCCCAGCUCCUUCGAGCAGCGCGUGCAGGUGAUGCUCCACCGCAUCGGCGUCACCAAGGGCCCGGCCGCCGAGGGCAAGAAGCAGCAGAGCAAAGACAGCGAGAUCAAGAAAGCCGGCUCAGACGGGGACAUCGUGGACAGCUCUGCGGACUCCCCCCCGUCCCUGAAGGCCCGCACGCACUCCGUGUCCACAGACGCGCCCUUCCGCAGCCCGGCCGCCAUGGAGCCCAGCGCCGGGCCGGCUGAGCCUCGGCCAGCCUGGAAAGCCCUGGGGAGGCAGCUGCCGGCCGAGCCGCAGGGCACCAGCUCCGACCAGCCCCGGCGUUCCUUCGUGCCGGCCGAGCCCAGCAGGCUGCCGGAGCCCGGGGCCCGCGAGGGCUGGAGCAGCAGCCUGCCACGGCCGGGGAGGAGCGCACCGGCGGUGCUGCCGCGGAGGGUCAGCCACGGUGGGGAGGUGGGUGCCGGCAGCCCCCUGUCCCCCCUGCCCGCACCGCCUGACACUGAAGACAACCGGCUGAUGCCACGGCUGGCGGCGCCGGGGGGGACCGGCCGCCGAGCUGUGUCCGUGCACGAGGAGCAGCUCAGGGAGCCCGAGUGCCCGGCCGAGCUGGGAGGCACCGUCCCCCUGCGGCUGCGGCGGUCACCGGUGUUCAAACGAAGAACCAAGCACGACUCCCUCCCGGAGCCGGAGGGCGAGCGCGGCCCAUCCUCAGAUGCCGCAGGUGCCACGCUGCAGGAUUGGCCCCGUGCCGGGCUGGAGGAGCCGCGGGCUGGAGCGGGCACCGAAGGCGAGCGGCCACAAGCCCCGGCACAAACUGUUGCGAAUGCACAAGACUCAGCAGCCGUAGACCAAAGACGCCCCGUGGCGGGGCGGGGGGAGCCGGCCCUGGGACAGUGAAGCCCCUGCAUGCCGCUGCACUGUUCCCAAUAAAACCCUGCAAGCAAGCGCACGGUGCCGGGGUGAUUGCCAGCUGGGGCGCGCAGAGCGGAGACGGGGUGCAGGUCUGCUCCCGGCCGGGCACCGGCCGACGACGGCAUCGCCCACCUUUCGCCGCGGGGACGGCCGGGCCGCCAGCAUCGCCCGGGAGGGCAGGGAUGCCCAGGGACCGUGCCGGAGCCCUUGGGAUGCACCGAAUGGCAUCGCCUUCCCUGGAUGGCCUCUGCCGCUGUGGGCUGUGGCGGGGUGAGCCGGUGAUUUUUAGGCAGGAGCUGGGCAGGCAGAGCAGGCAGCGACGGUGCCGGCAGCCAGGCCUUGUUAGCAAGCGUUACCAGGGCCCUUCACCGCUCCAGCUCCUCACGCCGUGGGGUACCGCUCUCUCCAGCCCCCCCCCCCCCCAAAGACGCAGGUUUCCGUCCGCGGGUCCGUGACCCGUUGCAUUUCAGCACGCAGCUCCGCAGCCGUGCUCCAGCCACGCCGGCCCCGCAGCAACCCCAAUGGCACCAGCGUUACCCCGACACCCAAGCGGCUUUCUCCUGUGUUGACCUCCGCUCCGGACCAAAUGCAUUCCUUACACAGAUGUUUACGACAAAGCAGCAAGAUACUUGAUUUUUUUUUAUUUUUUUUCCCUUUUUUUUUUUAAUAUGAGAGCUGUGUAUUUAAAAAAUAGACAAUUUUUAUUUUUAAUUUCUAUAGCAUAACCCCGCGGGAUAUUUUUUGUAACGAACAGUGCAGGACCC